This is a messenger RNA of Dryobates pubescens (Downy woodpecker), 1633 nucleotides long. RefSeq names its product MPN domain containing (gene MPND). Gene Ontology annotation, cellular component: BRCA1-A complex; BRISC complex. The coding region runs from base 67 to 1536 and encodes 489 amino acids. Gene Ontology annotation, biological process: double-strand break repair. Gene Ontology annotation, molecular function: polyubiquitin modification-dependent protein binding; metallopeptidase activity. NCBI's taxonomy places the organism in Eukaryota, Metazoa, Chordata, Aves, Piciformes, Picidae. The transcript has 13 exons. The record is from RefSeq and is a predicted model, not a curated record.
ACCCCCCGUCACGUGCCUCCGGUCGCCGCCGCCGCGCGCACCGGGGGGAGGCGGGAGCGGCGGAACAUGGCAGCGCUGGGGGCUGCCUCCCCCGGUGGGGACGAGUGUCUGGAGGAGGACGAGGACGAGCUGGAGCCGGGGCUGGACGAGGCGGAGGCGGAGCCGGAGGCCGGGAGCGGGGCGAAGGCGGCGGGGGGCACCCGGGGGGCCCUGCUGACCCGGCGGGGAAUCACCCUCCGGGUCCUGCUCCGGGACGGCCUCCUGGAGCCCGCCCGUGGUGUCCUCUCCAUCUACUACCUGGGCAAGAAGUUCGUGGGGGACCUGGGUGCAGAUGGGACCAUCACCUGGCAGGAGACAGGGCAGGUCUUCAACUCGCCCAGCGCCUGGGCCACGCACUGCAAGCGCCUGGUGAACCCUGCCAAGAAGUCCGGCUGCGGGUGGGCGUCCGUGCGCUACAAGGGGCAGAAGCUGGACCAGUACAAAGCUGCCUGGCUGCGGCAGCACCAGCCCAACGCGCCGCCCGCCGACGAGAGCCUGGCCAGUGAGGGUGAGGAGGAGGACAUGCCUGAGGAGGAAGAGGAGGAGGUGCCGAGGGAGGGUCGGGUGCCCGUGCCAGAGCCGGCAGUGGCCAAAAAACCAGAGGAGAAGAGCAAGAAGCAGCAGUGCAAGAGCCUGGUGGAGCCAGCAGGGACAGAUCCUGGCCCCCCGGGGAAGAGGCUGGAGAGCAAACCCCGGGUGCCCGUCCGCUACUGCACCCUGGGCACCCGCGACUCGGCCAGGAACCCCCAGACCCUGGUGGAGGUGACGUCCUUCGCUGCCAUCAACAAGUUCCAGCCCUUCAACGUGGCCAUUUCCAGCAACGUUCUGCUGCUCCUGGACUUCCACAGCCACCUGACGCGGAGCGAAGUGGUCGGCUACCUGGGGGGGCGGUGGGACACCAACACCCAGCUGCUGACGGUGCUCCGAGCCUUCCCCUGCCGGACACGCCUGGGGGAUGCUGAAGCUGCCAGCGUGGUGGAGGAGGAGAUCUGCCAGAGCCUGUUCCUGCGGGGGCUGUCGCUGGUGGGGUGGUACCACAGCCACCCCUUCGGGCCUGCCCUGCCCUCCCUGCACGACAUCGAUGCCCAGAUGGAUUAUCAGCUCAAGCUGCAGGGCAGCGGCAACGGCUUCCAGCCCUGCCUGGCCCUCAUCUGCGGGCCCUACUACCCUGGCAAUCCCGGCGUGGAGUCCAGAAUCGCCCCCUUCUGGGUGAUGCCCCCCCCCGAGCAACGGCCCAAUGACUACGGCAUCCCCAUGGAGGUGGAGGUGGCCUACAUCCAGGACGGCUUCCUCACCAACGACGUCCUGCAGGAGAUGACGCUGCUGGUGGAGUUCUAUAAAGGAGCUCCUGACCUGGUGAAGUUCCAGGAGCUGUGGAGUCAGGACCAGACCUACCUGGACAAGCUGAAGGGCUCCCUGGCCUCCCGCACCCCCAAAGACCAGAGCUUCACCCACAUCCUGGAGCAGAUCUACAGCCUGCUCAAGCUCAGCAGCUGAGGGGCUGGGAGCCCCUUCCCCCCUGUUCAGCACGGGGCAGGGACCCUCUCCCAGCAGCCAGAGCUCAGCUCUGCAGCCCCCUCCCCAGCGGCAGGGG